UGAUCAAACAUCGAAAUUUACAUUUUGCAUUUCAAUAACAUGCUUUGUUUUUGUUGAGGACAAUAUUUUUAUACGCUUCAUCGAGCGCAUAUCGCCAUCUUUUGCACAGCUGUUUGCAGCUGCUUCUAAAUUAAACGCGUUCUUUGGUUGUGUAUUUAUUGAGAAUACACUCAAGCAUUAGUAUGCAAAUCGUUUCAGAAGAGGGAUCGUUCAAGAACGUAGAUGGAAGGAACAUUUUUACCAAAUAUUGGAAACCAAGCCACAAGAAACCCAGGUGAGCAUAGACCUUGUCACGGUUUUCGACGCCAUCUUGACGAGCAGGCAAAUGCGUGAGAAAUUACAGUGUUUGUAUGAGAAUCUAAUGUCGAAUAAUUUUCGUAGAACAGAUGUUCUGAAAAAAAUAUCAACUGUAAACUAAAGCUUCACUCCUAAGGAUUCUACAGAAAAAAUUAAGAGCGUUACAUGCGCUAGAAGACCUAGAACCACUUUUUAAAAUUUUCUAUACAGUGUCUGUAAGAAAGUCCCUGGAAAAAUUACAGACAAAUAUAUGGAAAAUCUAAAGCAAGCCAGAAAUUUAAGCACAGGUACUCCCCCAAAAUUUUUCAGUGCAAUCCUUUGCUUGGUAGCUUUAGUUUACAAUUGCUUUUUUUUUCAGAACAGCCGUUUUACGGAAAUUAUUCGACAUUAGAUUUCAUACAAACACUGUAAUUUCUCACACGUUUGCCUACUCGUCAAGAUGGCGUCGAAAACCGUGACAAGGUCUAUUAUCAGUAGUUUAUUUCUUGAAGUUCAAAUCACGCUCUUCAAAAAUUACUGCUAAAACAGCGAAAUUAGCGCAAAAUCGACCUUUACAAUUCUUUUUGUCGCCAAAAGAAGUGUAUUUUACUUUGCUACAGUCAAAAGUGCAUCGACCUGGCUAAAUGAUUAAUCAAGUUAUUUUUAUUGUCAUUAUAAUAGAUAGGUUUAUGCUAAUGGGAGUCAGAGCGAGGGAAUGAAAUCAAACGAGCAAAGCAAAGUUAACUUGAAAAAAGUCAUCUAAACGAAUAGUGAAAAUUAAAUUCCAAGCAUGCACGAGAUGUCCAAUGUUGACUCGCCUUAACUCGCACAAACUCGCAACCGGAUAGGCAAGCUCGAACAAUCUCGCGGCGAGUUAAGGUUCCAGAGUAGGCCUGUUGACUUUUUGCUAGAGUGUUUAUAAGUCGAAACGCUUUAAAAUUACACGUUGAGCCAAGCCGGGCCCUGGUUUCCAUCUCUGAGGAUCGGUACAAUAGCUGACAAAAAAUCUGAAUGAUAGUAGCUAUCUAUUCAUAGCGAAAUCAGUUAGUCGGAAGGUGGUGGGCAAAAAUAUGGCCAUCCGAAGAAUACAAAAAUUGAAGAAAAUAAACUAAACCUUCGUAUUAAAAGAAAUUAAUUGUAAUACAUCAUGCAGUUAAUUACUCAUUUGCUGUGCUCGGAAGGAUUCUAAAUGAUUUAUAGCACAAAAUUGAAAGUCUCUUGAUCAUUGAUAACACAAAUAACAACAGAUUUUCGUGGUUAUUUCCUCGAUAGAGCAUUGGUCUUUAUCUGCCAUGGAUAUGGAGAGCAUUGUUCACGUUACGAGAGGCUUGGAAAUGCUUUAGCUGAACAAGGCUACCUCGCCUUUAGUCAAGAUCACGGUAUGUCCCACCCCGUCUCUUGUUCAAUCUCUUCCGUGAUACAGUAACUGCAUCCAAGAACCAUGACUGUAUCUAAUCAUACUUUCUCAGGAUAAAGAAGAAUCGGGGUUUUUGAAUUCAAUUUAUGAUGUUAUGGGCAGGUGGUGGUAAUCUAAAACUAAAAAAAAUACGUGUAUUGAAGAACCUUUAUUUUGAACUAAAAAAAACAAUUAUGAGCUAGGCUGACUGAGGACUGGAGGCGCAGUCUAGACAAUAAAGAGAUCGUGGCGGUUAUAUCAAUGGAUUUGUCAAGGAAGGUGGCCCGUAAAAUGUCAUGGAGGGAUAAAGAUAGAUUUUGGGGGGAUCACUUGAUUUUUAGGAGAAAACUGGACCAUUCAGAGGGGGGACCACUCAAAUCUGCUUGAACAAUGCCAGUUUUUUGCAUUUUCAAUCUCAAUUUGAAUUCAGUUUAUGAUGCAUGAUGGGCAGACCUGGUGAAUACAAAGUACAAAAAAGACAGGAAAUAGUGUGAUAUAAACCUUCAAAAGCUUAUUUUUGACAAUAAAUCGAGGAUAAAUAAAGUUUAUGUAUGUAUGUAUGUAUGUAGGAAAUAGUGAUUCUAUUAGACAAUAAAUCUUUCUAUUAGUUGGUCAUGGUCAGAGUGAAGGAGAAAGAGCCCAAAUAUCAGAUUUUUCCUUUUACGUCAAAGAUGUUUUUAAACACAUUGACCAAGUCACAGCAGACAACACAGGCAUACCAAUAUUUAUGUUUGGCCACUCAAUGGUAUGUACUGUUAUAAAAACGUUAUUGGAACUCUGCCCCUUUUUUCGUUUUGUUUGUUUGUUUGUUUGUUGUUGUUUUGUAUUUUUUUUGAAGGCAUAGAUGGUAGGUUCUCGGGUCCCGUGUGAGGCUCGCGCGCUUCGCGCGUGUAAGACUCCUACGCCACGCUUUACCGAUUUCGUUACUGAUUUUGAGAAAAAAACCGACUGUUUUGCAGUCUAGUCCCCUAACCGCGUCGAUCACAGGAAUACAAGUAUAUGUUAAUUACGAUCAGGAAGGCCUGAUUACGAUAAAGACGCCAAGCCCAUCAUGCUUUGCGGUUGGUUCUUAAUGUCGCGCUCUUGCCGGUUUGUUUUGAUAACAUAGAUAGCCUGUGAAUUAUUUUUAACUCUUUUCAAGUCUGGCUUCAAUGCACUUAAAUCACAUAUUACGAAAACACUGAUACAGUCGAACCUCCAUAUGCGACCACCUCUCGUAAACAACCACCUCUCGUAAAAGAUCACCAGCCUUAAGCGACCGCGUUAGAGAGAUUUCCCAUUGUUUUUAACCUCCUAAAAAGCGACCCCUUAACCAUUUGUCUGAACUCUUAUGUUCGCUGUAAGCUACUAGGAGUAUACGAAGAACUUAAGUAACAACAUGUAUUAAACUGAGAAAGAAAUCGGUGCAGUAAAUUUUCUGCUUUACUAGAUGUGCCCGGAAAUCUACUCCAAGGAAGUGUCGUAAGCGACCUCCUUCUGUAAGUGACCACCAAGUCUUAGCCUUUACAGUGGUCGCGUACGGGAGGUUUGACUGCCCUUAAAAAUUUCAUGUUAUGAUGUUAUUAACUUAUGCAUUAUUCUUUUUAGGGUGGUACAAUAGCUGUUCUCAGUGUUAUGGAAAGACCUUAUUUCUUUGCGGGUGCUAUUCUCAGUGCACCAAGCAUAAAAGUGGAAGCCAAUCCUUGCACGGUAAUUUAUUGCUCCACUUGCUACAAAUAAUAAACGAAAACACAAUGCAAGGACUGUUUCUCUUUUCUUAGAGUGCCGUCAAUGCAAAAACAGGAUACAGCAAACUCAAAACGGAAAAACACAACCAGAAAACAGAAAUACAAAUCCCAAAACAGAAAUAAACAUCCCAAAGCGGAAACACGUACAAAAAAAUACAAAACUGAACCACAAAACUGAAAGAGAAUUUAAAAAUACAAACCACGAUCAAAAACCCCAAAACAGAAACAAUGAAAUAAUGUAAAACAAUAGUUUCUUAUGAUUCAUCGUCUUUUAAUUAUCUUAACCCGCGAUCAGGCGGUUUUUUUUAUAGGGAGGGCAUGAUCACAGGCUAUAAUAGCCCAUUUCCAAGUUCCAAAAACUCUCGCUUUAAUAACGAGGCUAAAGGAACAGUUAAACGGGCAACAAAUUGCUGCAGAACGAGUCCAAAAGCGAUGCUGCGCGCUUUAUUGCCCACAAAUCAAACCUUGUAGCAAAUAAGAUUCACUGUUGCAAGUUGCGUAAAUACUGACUCCUGACUGGAUAAAAUUACGCGGGAGUCACGCCAUACUCAGGAGUUACGUCACUUGCUGCAAAACAAGUUUGCCUUGGGUCGGUAAUUAAAACGCGCAACAUUGACAGAUUUUGAUGCAAAAGGUAGAACUUCUCUCUAGUUUCUGCAACAACUUUUUCGCAACUUGCUGAUUUGCUGCAAGGGGAGGUUUCAAUCGUGGGUAGUAAAAUGCGCAACAUCACUCUUCAACUAGUUUCCUAACAAUUUUGCAAAACAGGUUUCACGUUUUUGUUGUCCGUUUUACCAUAGCUUUAAUGCAGAGUGAGAUAAAACAGUUUUUAGAUGUGAAAUAUUUGCAGGGGCAGCGGUUUUUUUAUAGUCAAUUCACAUCACGUUGUUUAAACAUAAAUAUCUGAUUAAUCACUAGUCGAAACGAACGUUUUACAAAGUUCUAGUGUCGGAGGGAAGGGAAUAUAAUGAUUAUUUUAAUAGGAGAUUAUUUUAUCACGAGUCAAGUUUUUAACCUUGUCUUCUAGGGGGAGGUGCGAAAUUAAUACAGUAGUGAUUGUUCCAUAUAUAAAAACGCAAAAAACAAAACAAAACAAAACGAACCUUGCCAAUAUUCAGCUAUCUGGACCUCACGCUUGGUUAAAAGAGACCUUUAGAUUCGAGGACGAGAACUACUAGGAGUACGACUUUCGCUCUCCUCAAAAAGAAAAAUAGACACCAGGAAAACUCCAUUGUACUUUUGAUUCACCAGAAAAGUUAGCACUGUUACUCAUUGAAGGAAUUUAAGCCCUCUCCCGACCGAAAAUAAUAAAACUUAGCUUCUACCGUUUGAUAACUUGUUUUUGUCACAACGACAUUCUCGGCAAAACUCGUAGUAGAAUGACGACGGCUAUCACGUUUUCCCGCCAAACUGACGCUGGUUCAUUCGCGAUUACGAAAAUCUCGUACUCGUAGUUUUCCUCGUCUUAAAAACCAACAGUCACAAAUAACGUAUAUAAUACAUGUAUCUUACAGGUUUGUGUAGGAAGAAUAGUAUCAUGGAUAAUGCCCUCGUACCAGAUCAGGCCACCGAUUGAUCCAUCAGUCUUAAGCCAGGAUCCUACACAGGUGAUACAGAACUACACGGAAACUCAGCCGAGUUUACUUUCGCAAAGAGUUCUGGGAUUGUUACUAAGGACAGAGAAAAAGAUUGGCCAAUAGUUGACCGGUGCGACCCCAGUAACAAUCCCAGAAACAAUCGCGGGUCAAAUUUCUUCUCCAAUAAAAUUCCCUUCUCGUUUCUAAAAAGGCGAAUAACACAACUGAAAACUGCUCUCUUUUCCUGAGUCAAAGGAGGGAGACUUUCGUGUGCAUUUUAUACGCAUUUCCGAAGCCGAACAUGUUCCGGUGACUUUUGGAGGUUGCUGAAUGAGGCUGUGUUUAGUCCCUCAAACCGAUCGCGAAACUUGACAUUUCGUACCACUGACUGGAAUAUUUUGAGUAGAGAUUGAAUAAAAGUUUUUCAGUUUAAUGGUUAACGACAAGUCGUUCGGAAUUGUGAGUCAGGAAUUGAUGUUUUCCAUCCUUCAUGAUUGUGCAAUAAACUAGUAACGCUUGAGACCGGCGGGUUCGACGAGGGUCAUUCUGUCCUGUUCAAUUAAUUACCGUAGCCCUACGAUUAUACCCCCGGUGGAAGGGGAGGGGGGUGGCUACUCAACAAUGUUUUAUACGCGGAGGUUCCACCCCUAGGCCUAAAUCAUCACACAUUUAUCGUUGAAGGAGCUCGUCGUGUUUGUUUAGGGUUUUAGUCUCCCCGUAUAAAUUUCAAUGUCACUCAAUUCUUUGCACCAUCCAUUUAAUAACCAUAAAUCUUACAGAAAGUCGAAUUUCCUUGAGUACCGGGUGUCCCUCGCGCCUUCUUGCUUUCGCGGUCGACUUGUGGCAAGUCUAGGACUUCAAUAACACAAUGCGCCUUGUUUAUUACUAUUGUGUUAGGUUGAAAAGUAUGCCAAUGAUAGCCUAAACUGGCAUGAGGGAAUGAAAGUGAGAUGGGCCGGAGCUAUAUUAGACGCAAUGAAUGAAAUCCAGAGGAACUUGUCAAGGCUUACAACACCUUAUCUACUUGUCCAUGGUGAUGGAGAUCAAUUAGUGAAGGUUGACGGGUCACGUUACUUACAUGAGAAUUCCCCAAGUAACGACAAGACAUUUAAGGUACACGAAUGAGCUACUUUACUGACAGCACUGAGCGAACUAAUAACCUCUCUAUGGGUAUUUCCGACGCAUAGUUAGGGCUCUUGACGGUAUAUCAUAAGAGCAGGAAGAGGCGGUCUUAAAUCGGCGUUUGUUCCUGCCCGGGGUAGGAGUUUCGUCUGCUUUGUUCCAAGCAUAAUUAUUGUGAACUUAUCCCAACAAAAGUCGUGAUUUGUCUAAACCCUUUUAAUUCCAAGAGUGACCAACAUCUAUUUUCUCCUAACAAUGUCACCACAUUUUCAAGGGAAAAGGUUAUGAGAAUUUUUAAAAUAAUCACCAAAGAGGAAAUUACCGUCUCCAAACGGGUGUCUAAAGAAUAAAAUAAAGUUUUCCCUCUUCGGCCAAUUUUCCGUCCCGUUGUCAUUUUUAAAUCUACCUAUUAUUAUAUCAUUAUAAACUCAGCUGCGAGUAAAACUUGCUUUGCAGGUGUACCAAAAUGGACGCCAUGAACUGUUGAAUGAGGUGGAAGAAACUGCAAGCGUGGUUUACAAGGACAUUCUUGACUGGAUUCACCAAAAGUUACCUUGA
This is a messenger RNA of Porites lobata, 6656 nucleotides long. NCBI's taxonomy places the organism in Eukaryota, Metazoa, Cnidaria, Anthozoa, Scleractinia, Poritidae. The record is from the annotation of a GenBank genome assembly.